AUGCUUCCUCCGGUACCGGCUCUCGCAGACUACGGCAUUUCGCCGGAUCAUGGCUUCCUUCCCACCGAGAUUCCCCUCGAUGUCCUCCCGGACCCAUACUACGCCAAAUGGGAAUGGAUUGUGUCGAACUUUCAGUCGCUGUUGAUCACACGGCGGAUCCGCGAGGUGGUCGAUCGGAUGCCGUUGCUGUCCACAUCAUAUCUCCACAGUGAGGGAGAGUGGCGGCGCGCCUAUGUUGUUCUGGGCUUCAUCCUACAUGGAUACGUAUGGGGCGGCAACAAACCCGCCGAGAGGAUCCCCCCUCAACUCACUAUUCCCCUCUUCGCCGUGUGUGACAAGCUGGAGCUUCCGCCGGUAGCAACCUAUGCCGGGUGGUUCUACCUCAUCUCGGUGGCUAUUGAAGCCCGCGGGGGCCCCUCCAUCCCGCUCAUGCUGCAAGCCAUCUCGGCAGCCCGCGUUGGAAACAGCCUGGUCGUGACGGAAUGCCUGCAGCGAUUCGCCGAGAUCCUCGACGAAGUCGGCGUACUUCUGGAGCGGAUGUACGAGUAUUGCGAUCCCUACGUGUUCUACCACCGCAUCCGGCCGUACCUCGCGGGGAGCAAGAACAUGGCGGAUGCCGGCCUUCCGCACGGACUUCUCUACGACACUGGCCAUGGGGAGCCGGAGUACCGGCAAUACGGCGGUGGGAGUAAUGCGCAGAGCUCCCUCAUUCAGUUCUUCGACAUUGUCCUCGGUGUUGAGCACCGACCAACGGGAGAAACCCGGCCCAACGAGGAGAACAAAGACAAAGAGGGGAUGGUAGGGGCGCCCCGGCAUGGAUUCAUCCAGGAAAUGCGAGACUACAUGCCCGGCCCGCACCGUCGCUUCCUCGAACACGUCAACGCGGUAGCCAACAUCCGCGAGUACGUCGAGGACCGUCGCUCGGACAAGGCGUUGUGCAUUGCCUACGACGCAUGUCUGUCCAUGCUGCGCGCCAUGCGCGACAAGCACAUCCAGAUCGUGUCGCGGUACAUCAUCAUCCCCUCGCGCGACGCGAAAACCCGUCCACCCCGCGCCACCAGCCCACGCCGCCAGUCCAACGCCAUGAACCUGGCCAACACGCGCGCCGCGGACGGCAAGCCGGACAAGAAACUCCGCGGCACCGGCGGCACGGCCCUCAUCCCCUUCCUCAAACAAGCGCGCGACGAGACAGGCGAGCCAGCCAUUGACGCGUGGGCCAAGCGGAUCCUCAGCAAUGGCCCGGCGGAGGCGAGUUUCGCAGCGCUGAGCAAGCGAGGGAGGGAUCUGUCACUGGUGAUGACGUAUAGCCUGCAUUAUCUUAUUAGCGAAUUUAUCAUGUUCUGUUUGUCCACUACAUCCACAAUGUCUGACACUUCCAACACCAACACCACCAACCCCUCCAACUCCACCAUCAAGUCCUACGUGGACCAAGCCACGGGCAUGGCCCAGCGCGCCAUGGGCAGCAUAACCGGCGACUCGUCCAAAAUGGCCACCGGCGAAACAACCCAAUCCAAAGCAGACGCCGAGCACGAAGCCAGCCACACAGCCUCCAAACUGGGCCCCGUAACCGCAGACCCGCACACAGGCGCGACAGCGACAGACAACUCGCAGCGCACCAACGGCACGUGGGACCAGACCGUCGGCUCGGCGAAGGAGAGCCUGGGCAAUCUGACGGGCAACGAGGGGCUGCGGCGCGCGGGCGAGGAGCAGAACGCGCGCGGUAAGGGCGCCGAGGCCGAGGGCCAGUUGAGGGAUUUUGGGGAGGGCGUGAGAGACCGUGUGCAGGGGGGUGUCGGUAAGGUUGCUGCGGCGGCGGCGGGGGAUCGGGGGGAGGAGGAGAAGUGGACAAGGGUGCAUGAUGAAGGGAAGGUGAGGGAGAGAGGGGCGGAGGUUGAUAUGCAGAAGAAGGCUUAG
This is a messenger RNA of Aspergillus terreus NIH2624, 1914 nucleotides long. RefSeq lists its product as uncharacterized. Gene Ontology annotation, molecular function: heme binding; indoleamine 2,3-dioxygenase activity; metal ion binding. The record is from RefSeq and is a predicted model, not a curated record. Lineage: Eukaryota; Fungi; Ascomycota; Eurotiomycetes; Eurotiales; Aspergillaceae. Gene Ontology annotation, cellular component: cytoplasm. Gene Ontology annotation, biological process: 'de novo' NAD+ biosynthetic process from L-tryptophan. The transcript has 6 exons. Bases 1 to 1914 code for a protein of 637 amino acids.